Balaenoptera ricei (Rice's whale) is the source of this 3492-nucleotide messenger RNA. It is a transcript of the gene UPRT, whose product is annotated as uracil phosphoribosyltransferase homolog. The transcript has 7 exons. Lineage: Eukaryota; Metazoa; Chordata; Mammalia; Artiodactyla; Balaenopteridae. Bases 151 to 1074 code for a protein of 307 amino acids. The record is from RefSeq and is a predicted model, not a curated record.
CGGUGGAGGCCAAGGGGUGAGAGGGCAGCGGCGGUUGGAGGUUGCGAGGAGGCGGGGCGACCGGGAGAGCGUAGGAGCUUUGGUCCGUUUUCCCUGCUCUCCUUUAUCCUUAGGGGUCGGUAGCUGCGGGGACGGCCCGGUGCCCGGUGUAUGGCCACGGAGUUACGGUGUCCGGACUCCAUGCCCUGUCACAACCAGCAAGUAAACUGUGCCUCGACCCAAAACCCCGAGCCGCAGCAACCUGACGAACUGAUCCCGGACCAUGCCGGGGGAAACAGUGACUCCGCGGCCAAGCUGACUCUCCUCAGGGGGAGAGUAAGGUCUUCUAGCGUACCGGCUGAGCGGGACCUUCAGGCCUGCGGCGACGCCACCCUCAAUUCAGAGAGCAACGGUGGCACUGGCACCUCUGACGCGCCAGCCAGCGACUCCCUCCUAGGGGACUGCGAACUCUCCCGGCAGAUCGGGGCGCAGCUUAAGCUCCUGCCAAUGAAUGAUCAGAUCCGGGAGCUGCAGACCAUCAUCCGGGAUAAGACAGCCAGUAGAGGGGACUUCAUGUUUUCUGCGGAUCGUUUGAUCCGACUUGUUGUGGAAGAGGGAUUGAAUCAGCUACCAUAUAAAGAAUGCAUGGUGACCACUCCAACAGGGUACAAGUAUGAAGGAGUGAAAUUUGAGAAGGGAAACUGUGGGGUCAGCAUAAUGAGAAGUGGUGAGGCAAUGGAACAAGGUUUACGAGACUGCUGUCGAUCCAUACGAAUUGGAAAGAUCCUGAUUCAGAGUGAUGAGGAGACACAAAGAGCCAAAGUAUAUUAUGCCAAGUUCCCCCCAGACAUUUACAGGAGAAAAGUCCUUCUGAUGUAUCCGAUUCUCAGCACUGGAAAUACUGUAAUUGAAGCUGUAAAGGUUCUCAUAGAACAUGGAGUUCAACCUAGUGUUAUUAUCCUACUCAGUCUGUUUUCCACUCCUCAUGGUGCCAAAUCAAUCAUUCAAGAGUUUCCAGAGAUCACAAUUUUAACUACUGAAGUUCAUCCUGUUGCGCCUACACAUUUUGGACAGAAAUACUUUGGAACAGACUAAGUUAUUGAAGGAAAAUUAUUCUGUUGUGUAAUAUUACAGUUAUGAGUUUCUACCUGUUUGACUAAUUCACUUGAGGAAUGACAUAGAAAAUUGUGUUAAAGAUACUUUGUAAUUUUUGGAAGUGGGUAUAUUAAAAGGAAAUACUUGAGGUUUAUUUUUUUAUUUAGUUAUUUCUUGACCUUGGCACCAAAUUCAGCAAUGAAGCAUACACAACUCUUCAAAAAUAUUUUAAUAAUGUUCUUAUGCAAAUUGCUGAUCCAUCAGUGCAUUGAAACUGUUCCCUAAUUUAUGAACCUCAGUUUAGAGGUUGCUUGCAGCCACAAAUAAAACCCAAAUGGGAGUCAGUUCAUUGGCCCACUCUAGUUUGCAUUUUGUUUAGUUUGCUUUUAGUUCUAGGGAGAUUUCAUGUAUGUGGCUGUUGUCACCUUCCUCUACUCUUUACUUCCUAGUACAAUACACACUGGUAACUUGGAGAGGAUGAAAAAAGAAUGCCUCAUAGAAUUUUACGUUUCCAUUAAUGUCCUCACUCAGUUGGCAGAUCCAGGGUAUACAGUUAGCUCUUCGUUCAAGCCAUUAUGUUCUUAAUGGCUCACUUCCUACCCUGUGCAUUGUUGGUAGGUGCCUUGUCAAGUGUAAUGCAGUGAAUACGAUGGUGGGGCAUUUCCAGCAACUGGAACUGUAACAUUAAUUUGCUUAAAUUGAACCAGGGAUGUCUGGAUGCUGACAAGGGAGCGCUAAAUACUGUUAAUGCCAUCAAUGCCCUAGAAAUGAAUUGGUGGUGAUUUUUCUGAGGUAUGGGGGAAAGGAUGGUUUCUUGCUGGGCGUAUGGCCAAUAAGUAAAUUAAAAUGCUUCAUUUUUAAUUUGGAUGUUUCUAAUAGGGCCUUUGAUUUGGAACUUAGUUCUUUUGCAUGUUUGUCAAUUGUAGAUGUAUUAAAAUGGGACAAAAUAUCAUGAUAUUAAAAAAAUCCCUAAGAUUUAUACGUGUUCAUAUUUAGGCUUCUGAAAGGAAGAUAAAUCAUUUUAGGAAAGGAUGUUCGUGUUCUGAAACUUGCUUGUAAAACCCUGAUCUCAUUUUACAUUGAUAUUAAAACAUUUUAACAAUGGUGGCUGGCUGAUUACUUGAUUAAUUAUACUCCUAUAGCCCCAUAGGCAGCUGUUGUGGGCUUCUGUUUAAAAAAAAACAAAAAACAAAAAACAGAAGGCAGUUUCUUAGAAAGAACCAAAGCUGACAGAAGUCAGCAAAGAUUCAGGGGAAGGAAGGAAAGCUGGUGUAGAAUGGACUGCAUUUUCCCUUUGGAGCCUAGAAGGACUUCACUAUAUUUUUCCCUUUAUUUUUGAAGACUGUCAUAAUAAACUGAGAUUAAUUGAUUGAUUACCCAUAUUACAAUUCUUCCAAGGCAAAUGUUGCUUUCAUGUUCUUGUUGAAAUUAUCAUCUGUAUUUGUCAGUUAAAUAUUUUGAUACAAUGUAGAUUUUGUUUAUUCCUGAUUAGCAGAAGCUCUAACUGAAGCCCAUUAAAACCAAGAUCUUUAUCUCCUUGUCCCAGGAAAGAUGUGAGCCAGCAAAUUUAGAUAGAGACCAGAUCUGCUUCAGGUUGAUGCACUGAAUUAGUUUGGAAAGGUGAUGUUUACCACUGUAGGAAUCAGUGCUUCUGAGUUAGUGCUUAUAUUAGGGUUUCAGUAUUUUGUUUGAAGUGACUUUCCAGAACAUUAGACAAAUUCAUAUUCGAGUGUAGGUAUAAAAUGAUAUUUCAAGCAAAUUAAUUUUAUAUUAUCAGCCAUUUAAAUUUAAUGUGUCUCUGUUCCUUUUCAUCACUGAACAUGAUUGGGAAUUGACUACAUUUGCUUCCCACAUAAAUGGAAUUCCUACUAUAAGCAGUAGGAAUUAUUCAGUGGGGUCACAUUUCCCACUGGUGAUUGUCCUCUACCCCUCUGCAGAUUUCAAGAGCAGUUGUAACUAUGUCUUUUGAAGUUUGGAUCUUUUUAGCAAAUGAGGCAUUAUUUGUAGGGUUAAUCAAUUGCAGGACUCUUUUGAACCCAGGGAAUUUUCUAAAUGACACAAAAUUAACAGUCUAUUCAAAACUAGAUUGUUUUUAAUGACAUGAACUUCACAACAGUAUAAACUGUGUAGACUCCUUAUUGAAGAAAGAAACCCUAACACAAUAAAAACAAGAAGCAGUAUACAUGAGUGUUUAUCAAAAGUUGAAUGUGCAUCAGAAUCACCUGGAGGGCCACAGAUGGCUGGGCCUCACACCUAGAGUUUCUGAUUCAGUAGAUCUGGAGUAGGUCCCAAGGACUUGCAUAUCUAAGUUCGUAGGUGAUACUGAUGUUGCUGGUUGGGUGGCCACAACUUGAUUUCAGACAUUUCUUCUUAUAUAAGCAUUUAAUUAUACAAAUUUCCCUAUAAAUACUGGUUUGG